AUGCCGGUUAGUGAGGGGCUGACUAUCAACCUGGAAAACAGGAAGUUAAUAUCAAACAUGCCGCUGUGUUGUGUGGUGUGUGACGGCGUGAUGUUCGGUCAGCUCUGCAAUGGAACUGCAAACAGCCGGAGGACGUCUGACAAAUGGGGGAGGGGAAACUACGGAGCCAGCAGAGGGGCCCGGCUCCACAAAGGUCUGGACAUCGUGUGCAGCGACGGAUCGAUCGUCUACGCUCCGUUUGAUGUGACAUUAAACGGGAAAGUCACCGUGUACACCGACCCCAAUAAGGCGGCCAUCAACAGCGGCAUCAACCUGAGUGGAGAGGGUCUGUGCUUCAAGCUGUUCUACGUGCAGCCGGACCGGACCUCGGGCACGGUGAGGGCAGGGCAGCGGCUCGGCGUCAUGCUGCCGAUGCAGAGCGUUUACCCAGAAAUCACCUCUCACAUCCACGUCCAGAUGUGCGACCGCAGCGACCCCACGCCGCACUUCUGAUCUAACAGAACUGUGUUCAAAUUGUAUUUCUUGUUAUAAACCAAUAAAACCUAAAGACAG
Molecule: messenger RNA, 552 nt
Organism: Trematomus bernacchii (emerald rockcod)
Lineage: Eukaryota; Metazoa; Chordata; Actinopteri; Perciformes; Nototheniidae
Product: leukocyte cell-derived chemotaxin-2-like
Source: RefSeq, a predicted model, not a curated record